AAAUUUGACAAACAAACUCUCUCAUCGACAUCAUGAGUGGACGCGGCAAAGGAGGAAAAGGACUCGGUAAAGGAGGCGCUAAGCGUCAUCGCAAAGUUCUCCGUGAUAACAUCCAGGGAAUCACCAAGCCCGCCAUCCGCCGUCUGGCUCGCCGCGGCGGAGUCAAGCGUAUCUCCGGCCUCAUCUACGAGGAGACUCGCGGUGUGCUCAAGGUGUUCCUGGAGAACGUCAUCCGUGACGCCGUCACUUACACCGAGCACGCUAAGAGGAAGACCGUCACCGCCAUGGACGUUGUCUACGCUCUCAAGAGGCAGGGCCGCACACUGUACGGCUUCGGCGGUUAAACUCUGGAACCUGAACGCAACACGACACUGAAACACAACGGCUCUUUUAAGAGCCACACACCGACUCUAUAAAGGGCUGAUUAUCUUCAUUGUUAUGCUAUUUUAAAUGGCACAGUAAAUCUGGUUCUGUAACAUGAUUUAAAUGCAGUUAAUGUGAAAAUAUGAAGUAUUUACGAAUAUCUUUAAUAAAUAAAAUAUGCAAAUCA
Molecule: messenger RNA, 550 nt
Organism: Solea solea (common sole)
Lineage: Eukaryota; Metazoa; Chordata; Actinopteri; Pleuronectiformes; Soleidae
Product: histone H4
Exons: 1
Coding region: 33-344 (103 amino acids)
Biological process (GO): nucleosome assembly
Cellular component (GO): nucleosome
Molecular function (GO): DNA binding; structural constituent of chromatin; protein heterodimerization activity
Source: RefSeq, a predicted model, not a curated record